GUUUUAUUUUUCUAUAUAAACUUUUUUCAGGUUGUAUUUAUAAAUGGAAAAAAGAAUAACGGUAAUCAUCUUAAUAAAAGUUCUUACUUUUGCUCAUAGUAGCAAUGUCAGUGUUAAGUCCUAUUAUAUAACCGAAGUUUGUAACAGAAAAACAGAGAAAACUUACUUUUCAGUAUUUGUAAUUUUGUUGAUUAUGAUUCCUAUAACAACCCUUGGGAAUACGUUUGUUGUCAUUGUCAUUGGUUUUACACCAAAGCUUCGUAAAAAUACGACUUAUUUUGUACUUCUUUCUCUAGCUUUUGCUGAUUUUUUGGUGGGAUGCAUAACUGUACCAAUAAACGCAAAAAGAGUUUACAAUAACAAGUUAUUUUGUUUAUCAAAGUAUGCCUGUAUAUCAGUUUUAUAUAUGGAAUGCUUCCUGUCAAUUGCAUCAAUGACGCAUUUGUUUUCAAUAGCAAUUGAAAGAUAUUUAUCAUUAAAGAUUCCAUUUCAAUUUACAUUAUCAGAAUCUUCUGCUUCAAUUUACAAGUGGCUCUUAUCUGUCUGGGCUUACGCAUUUUUUUGGUCUUUUCUUGGGAUUUUUAAAUGGAAUAAAUCAACAAGAUUUCCUAUUAUUAAAUAUAUUUUUAACUAUUCAAGUGUUGUUUACGACCCGCGUAAUGGUUCUUGCAUUUCAGAUAACCAAAUUUAUUUUACUACAGUUUAUGUUGUUUGUUUUUGUCUUCCAGCAAUUUUAAUGGGGUACAUUUAUUAUUUUGUUUAUAAAACAACACUUCGGCAUAUUCAUCAAAUAUCUCAAAGUGAAAUAGGUGAGCUAAAUUUAAGAACUAGCCGUCGCAAGUUACGUCAACAGAAAUUAUUUACUUCUGUCUUUAUAGUUUUUCUGGUUUACAUUUCAUGUUGGCUCCCAACAUUUGUUUUCUUAUUUCUGAAGUUUUACAAUAAAAACUUAAUAGAUCAGUUUAAAAAAAAGCAACCAUUGAUUUUUCAGAUUACGGUUAUUAUUGUAGGAGAAAUACUUCCACCGCUGAACUCUGCAUUAAACCCUGUUAUUUACGUUAUGCACAAUAAAAAAUUCAGAACCUCUGCACAACUUAUCCUGAACAAAAUAUGCUUUAAACGCAUCAAGAGGAAAAAUGCAACAGCAAUGGCAGUUGAUUUAAAUAAGUCUUUUUGAAUAACUAAUCU
Messenger RNA from Hydra vulgaris (swiftwater hydra), 1188 nucleotides. Its product is annotated as adenosine receptor A3. The record is from RefSeq and is a predicted model, not a curated record. Gene Ontology annotation, biological process: chemical synaptic transmission; G protein-coupled receptor signaling pathway, coupled to cyclic nucleotide second messenger. Gene Ontology annotation, molecular function: G protein-coupled serotonin receptor activity; neurotransmitter receptor activity. Gene Ontology annotation, cellular component: dendrite; plasma membrane. NCBI's taxonomy places the organism in Eukaryota, Metazoa, Cnidaria, Hydrozoa, Anthoathecata, Hydridae.